AUGGCGGCUGCUGAGACUGUUGGCAGCAAGAAAAAGAAGAAGGGGAAAACCCAGGUCGAAGAGAAGAUUGAGUCAUUUGAAACACCAAGUAAGCCUGACGGCUUCCAGGACAUCAAGUUGGAUGAGCCCGUGAGGACGUCUUUGGAUAUCAGUUUUAGGGGUAGUAGUACUACUACACCCGAGCCUAAGUCCAACUUUCUUAGUACGUGGCGUGGUGGCUGGGGUAGUGGUCUCGGGGGCCUAUUUGGGUCCAAAGACGCUGACCACCCCAAAGAUAAAGAAGAGAGGAGGGAGGAGAAAAAGGAAGAGGCGAACGCCAGUGCGUGGAGCAUUGAUGGGUCCAAGCCUAAGAAGAAGGAUAAGACAGGAUUCGGAUUCGGAUCUUUUGACGAAACGGAAGGUAAAGCUGAAGCGCCCAUCUCUAAGAGGAAGUCUGAGGAGAAGUCCGAGAGUUUUGACCUCGGCCUGGGUUCGGCUAAAAAGGACAAGAGUAAGAAGAAGAGCAGCGUCUGGGACACCGAGCCCCUGCCCGAGGAGGAAAUACCAGCCGCAAGCAAGGAAUUGGGGUCAACUGCACUCGAUGACAACUGGGGAAGCCCCUGGGAAACUACCACUACCGCCACCAAGAAAAAGAGCAAGAAGGAUUCUACUGUCAUAGCGCCUGAGCCUGAAAAGACUGAGCCUAUCGUUAAUACUGUUAAUAAUACCCCAGCUGCUAUCGACUUGCUUGUCCCCCCAUCUAAGAAGGAUAAGAAAAAGAAGAAAGGUACCAUCGAAGAAACCCCCGAGCCCGAGCCCGAGCCCCCAGCACCGGAGCCAGAGCUAGACCCAGAACCAGAGCCUGCAAAAGAGGAGAACCCUUGGAGCGACACAUUCGGGACGUCCUCUAAGAGAAACAAGAAGAAGGGAAUUGAAACACCCAAGGGGUCUGACCCGCCUGUUCCUAAUGCAGAACCCGAGACUUCGACUCUUGAUAGUGGCUGGGGCUGGGGCGUAAAGGACAAAAAGAAGAGUAAAAUGACAGAGGUUUCGAAGGUAGAAGGGUUAACUCCGCAGUCUGAACCUACGAAUAAGGAGGAAGACAGUUUUUGGGACUCCAUGGCUACGAAGAAAGAUAAGAAAAAGAACGGUAAAACUACAAAUACCACACCGGAACAUGUCGUCGAGAUAGUAGAGGAGAAAGCUGAGCCCAAGCCCAAGCCCAAGCCCAAGCACGAUGAUCCUUGGGAGGUUUUCGGGGUCACCAAGAAAGACAGGAAGAAGAAGACGAAAGACCCCGAGCCUGAGCCUAUUCCAGAGCCAGUAGUUAAGCCUGAGCCUGAGCCUGAGCCUGAGCCUCAGCUUGAGCUUGAGCCUGAAUCCGAAAAGAAGAACGACUGGCCGAAUUGGGAUGUACCUAUAACCAAGAAGAAAAGCAAAAAGAGCAAAGGUGCCGAGGAAAUUAAGGAGUCCGAGCUGGUGCCGACACCAGAGCCCCCAACAGAGCCGGAGAAGAAGGAAGACGACUGGGGUAUUUUCGGUAAAUUAACUAAGAAGGACAAGAAAAAGAAGAACGUCCUUGCAGAUGAGCUACCUGAAGAGAUCCCCAAGGAGCCUGAACCUGAGCCGGAGCCCCCAAAGAAGGAAACUGACGAUUUUCUCUCUUUUGCAACUAUAACGAAGGAGAAGAAAAAGAAGAAGAAGAAAGAUGUGACGGAGCCCGAACCGGAACCAGAGCCUAUCCCAGAGCAAGCGCAAGAGCCGGAACCGGAGCCGGAACUAGAACAGGAGCCUAUAAAAGAAACCAAACCUGCGGAGGACGAUCUUUGGGGUUUGUUUGGCGCUGGCUCAAAAAAGGAUAAGAAAAAGAAGAAAAAAACUACCACGGAAGAUCCUCCUAAAGAACCAGAGCUUGUUCCCGAGCCUAUACCAGAACCGGAACCGGAACCAGAAAAAGUCGAGCCUACUAACGACCGGGGUGCAUGGGGCACUUCAAGUAAGGACCUAGGAAAGGGUAAGAAGAAAAAGAGCAUCUUAGACGAGCUUGCUCUCAAGAAGUCGGAGUCGGAACUAAAGCCAGAAGUACUUUCCACUCAAAAUGAUGAUGAUGAUGCGUGGGGCCUCAGCACCUCUAAAAAGGAUAAAAAGAAGAAGAGUAAGACAACCACUGUCCCGGAAAAGCCGCCCAAGGAAGAGAAAGUGCCACCACCAGCUCCAUCUACCUCUGAGCCAGAACCCGAACGGGAACCCACUUCUACUUCAGCUACUGAGCAACCGAGCGCUUGGAGCUUUUGGGGUGCUGCCAAGAAGCCUGCCAAGAAAGCGAAGGAGGAGUCACCUGUUGAUGAAGGUAAUGAAGGUUGGCUGGGCUGGGGUAAGAAGAAAAUCCAGGCAUCAACAGCUCUUGUCGAAACCAAUACAGAUCCAGAGUACGAAGACUCGGAGCCAGCGCCUGCCGUACCUGAAGCCGACGACUUCUGGGGUAGUUUCCCAGCCGAUAAAGACAAAAAAGAAAAUAAUCUGAUGCCGGACUCGAUCGAAGAGCCCAAGAAUGACGACCCCUGGGCCAGCAGAUCAAAGAAAGACAAAAAGAAGAAGAACAGUAAGAAUAUUCCGGUCGAGAUAGAGAACGAGCCUCACCUUAACGGUGUCAAACCCGACUCGGUAGAAGAGAGUAGGGGUGGCAAUUUUGACGACGACGACUGGAAUUGGGGACUAGGCAAAGGCAAGAAGACAUCUCCACCCCCAGCACCUACACCACCUUCAUUGGAAAUGAGUAUGUCAGGCCAAGAACUGGAAGAGAAUGUCUGGGAUGAUGCUAAAGCUGGAGAAAACGAGGAAGAAAAGAGAGCAGCUGCGGAAUUAGCAAAUCAGAUUGCCGCCGAAGAAGACGAGCUGUCAACGCUAAUAACUAAGAGCAAAAAGAAAAAACUCUCUAAGUCCAGUCAAAGAAGAUUCGAUGAGCUCACUGCAAAUGCCAAGCGUCGUGCUAAGGAGAAAGCUGCUAAAGAAGCUGAAGAGUUGGCCCAACGAGAGGCUGAGGAGAUGGCUUCGGUGGAAGCCCUGGAAGCAGAGCAAAAGGCUGCGGCGGAAGCCCAAGAGGCCGAAGAGCAAGCCGCCGCAGCGCUUGCAGACGAAAUCGCCGAAGAGGAAGCCGAGUUUGCCGCACUCACAGCUAAGAGCAAGAAAAAGAGGAAGCUCAAGACGGCAGAUCAGAUGAGACUUGAUGAACUUACCGAGAGAGCCCAGGCCCGUGCGGAAGCGAAAGCGUCCAAAGAAGCACAAGAUCAAGAGGCACUUGACGCAGAACGAGAGGCGCAAGAAGUUGAGGAGCAAGCAGCGCGAGAGGCUGAAGAGCAGAGGGAACAAGAAGCUCAGGAACAAGCGGCGCGUAAGGCAGAAGAAGAGGAAGCUCGCGAGGCCGAGGAGCUAGCUAGGCGCGAAUGCGAAGAAGCUGAAGCAGCAGCCAAGAAGAAGUCGAAAAAGAGCUCUAAGUCCGAAGAUAAAAAGUCGAAAUCCAGCAGCGCCAAGGAUAAAGUGUCUAAAAAAGAGAAGGAGAAGGAGAAGGAGAAGGGGCGAGAAAGAGAGAGGGAGGAGAGGGAGAGAGAAGAGAAGGAAAAAGAGAAUAGCAAGGACGAUGAUGACCUGGAUCUUGAUAAUAUUGAUCUCGCUCCCGAACAGAUCGACGAGCUUUUGUCUGGUUUCUCGGCCCCUAAAAUACAGCCUCAGCCUAAACCUAAGGCCGAGACGUAUAAAUCUGAUGCAUUUUCAUUCUGGGGUGCUAGGGCGAAGAGCUCGUCACCCGAACCGGUAAGUAGCCCUAAGAUGCCCAAGAGUUCGGGAGCAGCCGAGAUUAUAUGUGCUGAGUCAUCAAAGCUUCCAGAAGAACCCCCCGUUGAGGAUGCCCCAUCAUCUUCGAAAACUCCCACAACUGAUGAUGACUGGAUGAAGCCAAGGAAAACUAAGGCCAAGAACGGUAAGCUUGCCGAAAAGCUUAGGAAAUUCGAACCGGCCAAAGAGGAAGAAGACGAUGAUUUGAUUGACGGGCUGGCUGCGCCGCCGCCACGUGUUCGUGUCGCACCACCCAUCGAAGAAGAUAACAAAUUUAGGUCCUCUAGAGACAUACUCCCCGGGGGCUUCCCUGACGAAGAUGAAAACGAAAUCGUCGACAUCGUUGAUAUGGCGCCAGUACAGAAGAAAAAGAAAAGCAGUAAGAAGAGCAAAACCAAGGCCGUCGAGGCACCCCCUCCACCACCUGAGGUUCCUAUUCCACCACCACCUCCCGAAGUGCCCAUCCCCCCUCCAGCUGCCCCGGACGAGCCCCCUACACCGCCACCCGAGGUCAAGUCCUCUAGGAGAGAUCGACCCAAGAUCAGCCGUGAAGGUAGUGCAUCACGGGGAGUGUGGUCGGCAACACCUCACAAAGAGGAGAGGAGGUCAAAGCCGAGAUUCGAAGAGAAGAGGACCCGGAAAGAGAAAGAGAAGUCAUCUUCUUCCAAGGGCUCGUCGUCAGAAAGGGAUAAUAAAUCCGAAGAGCACCCAGAGAAAAAAUUGCCACCAGCUACCAAUCUACGCACGAACAGUAUAUUCCAGAGCACGCCCCCUAUCUCGCGCUCCAUGUCAACCCGCGAUAAACGCUACAGUGCGAGCAAGUCGACUUCGCGUCGCCAUUUGGAUGAUAUUGCAAAUGGAUUAGUGUCGCCACCGCCUGAGGAAAUACCUAUGAUGUCCUCCAAGGCUGCCAAGAUCUUCGGUGUUGACAAGAGCGAAAAGAGUCGCAGCCGCAAGACCUCUAUGACACGCGCCUUGGAUGAUGAGGAAAUCGUCAUGGUCGGGGCCGGAGAAGUUCCUUCGAGCCCUGAGAAGUCGGCUCGUAGACGGCCAAAGGUAGGAGCUCACCGCUAUACAAAAUUUGUCCUUGCUAACCCAAAACAGCCCAGAACCGAGGAUGAUGCGGUCAUGUUUGAUAUAGGAAACCCUGCCGAUGCAACCCCUCUCAAGCGAUCGAGCUCGAGUGCCAAGAAAGGCUUUGCUGGUCUUUUUGGGGGCCUCAGGUCCUCGAAUCCGCGCCCCGAAUCACGUCCCGAAACGCGUCCCGAGCCACGUCGUCGCAGUACAUACUACACUACGGACGAUGAAGUUCGGCCUGACAAGAGGGCUAGGCGGUCCACGCGAGAUUAUCACGUUGUCGACGCAGAUGCCAUAGACGACGAGAGAGAGGCCCGCCGCGCAGCUCGCCGUGCCAGAAGAGCCGAAGAGAAGGCGAUAGAAGAAGCGCGUCUAGCGAAAGAAGAGGAAAGGCGCGAGAGGCGGAGAAGGUAUGAAGAGGACGCCGAAGCUCGUAAACAAGCUGAACGCGAGGCCCGACGAACUGAGCGUAGGGCUGCCCGGGAACGCGAAGCAGAGCGCCUUGCAGUCGAAGCCAAAGAAGCUGAGAGAGCCGAACGACGUCGGCUUCGUAGACUUGAAAAGGAGGCUGCUGCCGCCGAGGAGAUGGAAGCAGAAGCUCGCCGCGCUGCUCGGGCUGAACGGCGGCGACCACGCUAUGCUGACGCUUCUGAGGACGAAGAAGAACGUCGACGGAGGAGACACGACGCCAGGCGUGCCGAAGAAAAGGUCAAUCGAAGACGUACCAUGCCGGUCGAAGAUUAUGUCUACCCUCAGGAAAGAUCUUCACGACAUGCUGUAGAUGAUCGUGAUCGCAGACGAAGUAGACCUGCGGUUUGGCCUCACUCGGGUACAGAUUCCUGGGUGAAGGAGCAUUCAGAGUCUGGACCACCCCCUGAGGAUGGCCCCACUACCGAUGCGCCUCCUGAGGACGACGAAGAAGCUCGCCGUGCUGCACGACGAGCACGCCGUCGCGCAAAGCAUGGUGAUAUCGAUGCAGAAAUAGAGGACGACCGACGACGCCGCCGUGCGCGCCACGAGGAACGGGAUCAACGAGACCAACGGGAUCGUCGAGAUCGUCGCGUAGGCGGUUCGGACGGUAGUGGUGAUAAGAAUGGUGCCAAAGGUGGCCCGCGCGAAUCUUUCUUCACAGACUCGACACCUCGAAGCAGUUGGUGGAGGAAGCUUACUGGCUCUUGA
Messenger RNA from Daldinia childiae, 6066 nucleotides. RefSeq lists its product as uncharacterized. The transcript has a single exon. The record is from RefSeq and is a predicted model, not a curated record. Lineage: Eukaryota; Fungi; Ascomycota; Sordariomycetes; Xylariales; Hypoxylaceae. Bases 1 to 6066 code for a protein of 2021 amino acids.